AGCUAUCGGGAGCCGUCAUGGCUACGUCUUGCGCUUAUAUGUAUGUCGUGCGUUUCUGCCUUUCUCUCUCCGUCUCUCUCUCUCUCUCUCUCUCUGUGUGUGUGUGUGUGUGUAUUGAUGCAAUUGAUCAAGACGAAGAUACAAGUCUCGAGAUCCGAGGGAAGUAUGAGCAUGUAGAAAGGGGCUCCAACGACACAAACUUAGAGCAGGAGAGGAGCGGCACAGAUUUAUCUGUCUUCUUGCUCUUCAUCUACACCAGACCCGCAGGCCAAGCACGGCCGGCACAGCCAUGAGGAUGCGCUCCCCCUUGAUUCACUCUGCUUUGCUUUGCUUUGCUGGCUCUGCAUGGCAGCAUCUGAGGCUGAAUCGGGCAGCCUACCCUGCCUGCCCCGUUACGAUGCAGGCAGCACACUUAUGCAAGUGAUGGACGGUUGAGAGGGAUCGCAAUAAUCGGCGACCACCAUGUAAGCUGCCUUUUUAGUUCCCC
Colletotrichum navitas is the source of this 487-nucleotide messenger RNA. RefSeq lists its product as uncharacterized. NCBI's taxonomy places the organism in Eukaryota, Fungi, Ascomycota, Sordariomycetes, Glomerellales, Glomerellaceae. The record is from RefSeq and is a predicted model, not a curated record. The transcript has a single exon. Bases 39 to 293 code for a protein of 84 amino acids.